AUGAAGAACAUCCUUAUACUUAAUCCGAACUCGUCCAAAGAUGUCACUUUGGCAAUGUCCAAGUUGGUGCCCCAUCCACCUUCCGGAAUAAGGCUUGUAUUCAUGACAGCUCCAAAAGAUGCCCCUUCGACCAUCAAUAAUGCUGAAGAUGCAAUAAAAUCGGCAGAUGCCUGCAUGAAGCUUUUCGAGUCGGACCCAGAGCGCUAUCUUUGCUUUGAUGGCUAUCUGAUUGGCUGCUUUUCGAACCAUCCCCUCAUAUAUAGGCUCAGAAGCAAGUUUUCGAGCAAGAAGCAUCAGCCGGUUGUGUUGGGGAUAUUACAGGCCUCUGUUUUGUAUGCAGUCUCGCAGGUGGGCGGUCCCAAUGUUGAUGGGCAGAAAAUUGUGAUCCUUACAUCUGGAAACUCGUGGAAACCCAUAUUGGACAAAGCAGUCCACGAUACAUUAUGUGGCCCAGACAGCAGUGGGAAGGACUCCGAUUACUCGAAACGGCUUCCGACCUUUUUUAUGCCCACCGAGGAGACUGGAAUGGGGGUGUUGGAGCUUGCUCGGCCGGAGGGAUACAAGAAGUUGGUGUGUCAAAUCAACGGAUUGAAGAACAAGGGGGCCAAGUUCAUCAUUUUGGGUUGUGCAGGAUUUUCCGGGAUGGAUCACAAGUUCCGGCGGGAUGUGCCUGGCGUUGUGUUUAUAGAUACGGUGAAAUGCGGAAUAGAGACACUUUGUUCUUACGUUAGGUUCAAUGAAUCGUGA
This is a messenger RNA of Brettanomyces bruxellensis, 747 nucleotides long. RefSeq lists its product as uncharacterized. The record is from RefSeq and is a predicted model, not a curated record. NCBI's taxonomy places the organism in Eukaryota, Fungi, Ascomycota, Pichiomycetes, Pichiales, Pichiaceae. Bases 1 to 747 code for a protein of 248 amino acids. The transcript has a single exon.